Messenger RNA from Osmerus eperlanus (European smelt), 1437 nucleotides. It is a transcript of the gene opn4xa, whose product is annotated as opsin 4xa. The coding region runs from base 46 to 1329 and encodes 427 amino acids. NCBI's taxonomy places the organism in Eukaryota, Metazoa, Chordata, Actinopteri, Osmeriformes, Osmeridae. Gene Ontology annotation, biological process: G protein-coupled receptor signaling pathway; visual perception; phototransduction. Gene Ontology annotation, cellular component: plasma membrane. The record is from RefSeq and is a predicted model, not a curated record. Gene Ontology annotation, molecular function: G protein-coupled photoreceptor activity. The transcript is spliced from 9 exons.
UGGUAUAAUUCUGUAGCUGACAGGCUGGUUUCUGUGUGUUGUUGCAUGACCACAGCUGACAUGGACACCAUGGAUCGAGGAUUCUUCCGGAAGGUGGACGUUCCGGACCAGGCCCACUACAUCGUGGCCUUUUUCGUUCUGGUGAUCGGGGCGCUGGGCGUCGGUGGCAACGUCCUGGUCAUGUACGCCUUCUUCUGUGACAAGAAGCUACGGACACCGCCCAACUACUUCAUCAUGAACCUGGCUGUAAGCGACUUCCUCAUGGCCAUCACGCAGUCACCCAUCUUCUUCGUCAACUGUCUGUACAAAGAAUGGGCGUUCGGGGAGACAGGCUGUAAGAUGUACGCCUUCUGUGGGGCCUUGUUUGGGAUAACAUCCAUGAUCAACCUGCUAGCCAUCUCCAUCGACCGCUACAUCGUCAUCACCAAGCCCUUGCAGGCCAUUCGCUGGACGUCCAGGCGGCGAACCCUCCUCAUCAUCCUGCUGGUGUGGCUCUACUCUCUGGCCUGGAGCCUGGCGCCUCUGCUGGGCUGGAGUUCCUACAUCCCUGAGGGCCUGAUGACAUCAUGCACGUGGGACUAUGUGACCUCCACGCCAGCCAAUAAGAGCUACACACUCAUGCUGUGCUGUUUCGUCUUCUUCCUGCCCCUGGGAGUCAUCCUCUACUGCUACCUCUGCAUGUUCCUGGCUAUCCGCAACGCCAGCAGGGAUAUGGAGAAGCUGGGCUCCCACGUGAGGAAGUCCACCCUGAUCCAGCAGCAGUCCAUCAAGACGGAGUGGAAACUGGCCAAGAUAGCGUCCGUGGUCAUCAUCGUCUACGUCCUGUCCUGGUCCCCAUACGCCUGCGUCACCCUCAUCGCCUGGGCCGGAUAUGCCAGCGUCCUCAGUCCCUAUUCCAAGGCUGUUCCGGCUGUCAUAGCCAAAGCGUCAGCUAUCUACAACCCCUUCAUUUACGCCAUCAUCCACACCAACUACAGAGAUACCCUGUCUGAGAGAGUCCCCUGCCUGCACUGCCUGGCCCUACCCCCCAGGAAAGACUGCAUCUCCGUGUCCAACAGCGAGUCGUCCUUCAGGGACUCCAUGCUCAGCAGACAGUCCUCCAGCUCCAAGACCAAGUUCCACCGCGUCUCCUCCAUGUCCACAGGGGACAAGCAGGUGUGGAGCGACGUGGAGCUGGACCCCCUGGGCAAGCAGGGCCAGGUGCUGAGGACCAGCCACUCCUCGGGGGGUCUGAGGGAGAAUGACAAGCGACAGGCCAUCCUGCAGACCAGGACCAGGCCCGGCCACUACCAGGAGGUACGGCUCCCAUCCCAGAGAGAGGGUUGCUGAGCAGCUGCGACCCUGACCUGGCAUCGGACUCAGUCAACAUGGCCGCCCUGCCUCUCCUUGUGACCGGGGACGCGACCGCCCUGAGGUGGCAGGAGGAGGUGAAGGAGG